Messenger RNA from Formica exsecta, 1521 nucleotides. Its product is annotated as fatty acid synthase-like. The record is from RefSeq and is a predicted model, not a curated record. Lineage: Eukaryota; Metazoa; Arthropoda; Insecta; Hymenoptera; Formicidae. Gene Ontology annotation, biological process: fatty acid biosynthetic process. Bases 736 to 1521 code for a protein of 261 amino acids. The transcript is spliced from 5 exons. Gene Ontology annotation, molecular function: 3-oxoacyl-[acyl-carrier-protein] synthase activity; fatty acid synthase activity.
AACAUUUUUUUGGUCUUUUGACUAAUAUCAAAUCAAGAGGCUGUGUAUUUAUCGGUAGGCUUACGACCCGCACGCUUUCGCUGGAGAAAGAGUGAGAGAACAACCGUUCCACGUAGAGUCGCUACGCCUCGCAAACCUCAUCUUUGCCACGUUCUGUCUAUAUUUCUAUGGCAGUCUUUCUAAUUACGCAGUUACAAAGCAGUAAAUGUAAUAUAAAGUAGUUAAUGUAAAUCACUUGCACAUAAAUUAUAUUUCUUAACAAGAAUAAUAAUACGAACGGGGGAAAGAAGUGGAGCACGUGUAACUCCAAGCCAGGGUCACUAUACCUUUCCUUCUAAUCAAAGAAUAUAUUAACAGACAGCGAGACCGAUCAAGGUUCGCUUAUAAAAUUCCGUCAUUUAACAUAUAUCACGCUCGAGAGUUAAUAGCAAAUAUAUAAUAUAUAACAAAGCUACGACAAAUAUAUCUCUUUUUUACUAAACAGUGAUAGUGUCUUCAUUUAGUGCGUGGGUCCUAAUUCUAUGAGCGAACAGAUCCUGGAAAUAAAUCCUUCCUUAGCGGCUACAACAUCUAAUUUAACAGAUAGUAUAGCAUUUUGCUCUAUGAUAUAGAUUGUCAUCGUAGCCAGUAUAAAGUUCUCUUUUUAAUAGAGUCGUCGCUGCUGUUAAUUUCAUAAAAAAUUAUUUGAAAAUUGAACGUGAAUUACUUUCUGAAUUACUUCAGAAUUUGUAGAAGAUGGAAAAUAACAAACGGUUCAAUCCAUAUAUUAACGUUGAUGCUGCAGAAGAAAUAGUUAUCUCUGGCAUUGCCGGACGAUUUCCUAAUUGUAACAACAUAAAAGAAUUUCAGGACAAUCUUUUCAAUAAAAUGGAUCUUGGUUCGAGCGCUCAUCAACGCUGGACUAACUGUAUCUUUGAACUACCUCCUCGAAUAGGAAAAACCAACAAUAUACAAAAAUUUGACGCAGAAUUCUUUAACAUAUCGGCCGAAGAAGCUCAUGUGAUUGAUCCUGGAUGCAGAAUGUUACUUGAGCAUACUUAUGAAGCAAUUAUUGAUGCGGGUGUAAAUCCCGCAGAAUUACGAGGAACAAACACAAGCGUUAUUACAGGAAUAAUUGCUUGUGAUACAUAUAUAGAUUUAGUAUAUGAAAAACCUCACAUUGCUGGAUUACCCAUUCUUGGAUGCAAUAAAGGCGUGAUAGCAAACAGAAUUUCUUAUUGGCUCGGCGUUACUGGACCAUCGUAUAACAUCGAUAGUGCAUGUAGCUCGAGUCAUUUCGCUAUGGUAGAAGCUUACAGGAUGAUUCGAUCUGGCAUUUGCGAAGCGGCUAUUGUUGCUAGCGUCAAUUUGUGCAUUAAUCCUUUUCUAACUUGCCAGUAUUCUCGUUUGGGAGCUCUAUCCAAUGAAGGCUACUGUAAACCUUACGAUAAAGAAGGCUCUGGUUACAUGCGUAGUGAUGCAGCUGUAGUAGUGUAUUUACAAAAAGCAAUCGAUAGACAAGAUACAGCACACGCAAUUUGA